Messenger RNA from Kuraishia capsulata CBS 1993, 657 nucleotides. RefSeq lists its product as uncharacterized. The transcript has a single exon. Bases 1 to 657 code for a protein of 218 amino acids. NCBI's taxonomy places the organism in Eukaryota, Fungi, Ascomycota, Pichiomycetes, Pichiales, Pichiaceae. The record is from RefSeq and is a predicted model, not a curated record. Gene Ontology annotation, cellular component: mitochondrion.
AUGUUUAGUAGGAUUGGAAUCAAUGCCUUUGGCAGAUUUAACAAACCUAGUUUUGGGAGGGUGUUCAAGAACUAUGCCAGGAGAAUGAACUCCACUUCGUCUUCGGGGCCCCAGAAGAAACAGACAGGCAUCAAAGGAUUGGUUCAGGAAUAUGGUUACAGUGCUUUGGGAGUAUAUCUCGGAUUAAGCUGUCUUGAUCUACCCAUUUGUUUUGGAGUGGUUCAUUACGCAGGAGCCGAGAAAAUUUCUGAGUGGGAGGAUGUGGUGAAAGAAUGGAUUGGACUAGGAAAGAAGACAGAGGAAGAGAAGGCAGAAGCUUCCAAGAAGUCUCCCAGUUUGCUUACGGAGUUUGCAGUAGCAUACGGAAUUCACAAGUCGCUGAUUUUCAUCAGGCUACCGCUGACUGCUGCAAUCACACCAUCUAUUGUGAACAAACUGCGUGCUUUGGGGUUCAACAUUGGAAAGACAAAAGUGUCAAAUGUUGCUUCAGCCGCGGCAAGAUCGGUCUCCGAGCACGGAGUGAGGCAGACAAUUUCCAAGGAGGGAACAAAGACGCUAAUAGCAAAGGCUAACAGCGGGACUCCGACUCCGAUCAACCCAAAGUUCGGCAACAGCCGUCCCACCAAAGCACAGAAGUGGUGGAAUUGGUUCUUCUGA